This is a messenger RNA of Knipowitschia caucasica, 1803 nucleotides long. NCBI's taxonomy places the organism in Eukaryota, Metazoa, Chordata, Actinopteri, Gobiiformes, Gobiidae. The record is from the annotation of a GenBank genome assembly.
AUGGGUGCGAACAAUGGAAAACCGUACGGAAGCGAGGGUAAGUGCAGCUCGAGUAUCUCCUCUGACAUCAGCUCCAGCACAGACCACACUCCGACCAGAGCUCCCAAGAAUGUGACCACUUCUGAGGCCCUUCCCUCUCCCACCUCCUCUCUCUGCUCUCCCUCUCUCUCCCCUCUCUCUGCUCUCCCUCUCUCUCCCCUCUCUGCUCUCCCUCUCUCUCCUCCUCUCUCUGCUCUCCCUCUCUCUCCCCUCUCUGCUCUCCCUCUCCCUCCUCCUCUCUCUGCUCUCCCUCUAUCUCCCCUCUCCCUCCUCCUCUCUCUGCUCUCCCUCUAUCUCCCCUCUCCCUCCUCCUCUCCCUCCCCUCUCUCUCCUCUCCCUCUGCUCUCCUCUCCCUCUCCUCUCCCUCUCCCUCCCCUCUCUCCUCUCCCUCCCCCUCUCUCUCCUCUCCCUCUCCUCUCCCUCUCCCUCCCCUCUCUGCUCUCCCUCCCCUCUCCCUCCCCUGUCACUGCUCUCCCUCUCCCCUCCCUCUCCCUCCCCUCUCUCUGCUCUCCCUCUCCUCUCCCUCUAUCUCCCCUUUCCCACCUCCUCUCUCUGCUCUCCCUCUCUCUCCCCUCUCCCUGCUCUCCCUCUCUCUCCCCUCUCCCUGCUCUCCCCCCUCUCUUUGCUCUCCCUCUCUCUCCCCUCUCUCUGCUCUCCCUCUCCCUCCCCUCUCCCUCUCCCACCUCCUCUCUCUGCUCCCCCUCUAUCGCCCCUCUCCCUCCCCCUCUCUCUGCUCUCCCUCCCCUCUCUGCUCUCCCUCUCCCACCUCCUCUCUCUGCUCCCCCUCUCCCUCAGCCCUUCCCGCUUCCUCUCCCUCCUCCUCUCUCUGCUCUCCCUCUAUCUCCCCUCUCCCUCCCCCUCUCUCUGCUCUCCCUCCCCUCUCUGCUCUCCCUCUCCCACCUCCUCUCUCUGCUCUCCCUCUAUCUCCCCUCUCCCUCCCCCUCUCUCUGCUCUCCCUCCCCUCUCUGCUCUCCCUCUCCCUCCUCCUCUCUCUGCUCUCCCUCUAUCUCCCCCUCUCCCCUCCUCCUCUCUCUGCUCUCCCUCUAUCUCCCCUCUCCCUCCUCCUCUCUCUGCUCUCCCUCUAUCUCCCCUCUCCCUCCUCCUCUCUCUGCUCUCCCUCUAUCUCCCCUCUCCCUCCUCCUCUCUCUGCUCUCCUCUCCCUCUCCCUCCCCUGUCCCUGCUCUCCCUCCCCUCUCUCUGCUCUCCCUCUCCUCUCCCUCUAUCUCCCCUCUCCCUCCCCCUCUCUCUGCUCUCCCUCCCCUCUCUGCUCUCCCUCUCCCACCUCCUCUCUCUGCUCUCCCUCUAUCUCCCCUCUCCCUCCUCCUCUCUCUGCUCUCCCUCUAUCUCCCCUCUCCCUCCUCCUCUCUCUGCUCUCCCUCUAUCUCCCCUCUCCCUCCUCCUCUCUCUGCUCUCCUCUCCCUCUCCCUCCCCUGUCCCUGCUCUCCCUCCCCUCUCUCUGCUCUCCCUCUCCUCUCCCUCUAUCUCCCCUCUCCCUCCUCCUCUCUCUGCUCUCCCUCUAUCUCCCCUCUCCCUCCUCCUCUCUCUGCUCUCCUCUCCCUCUCCCUCCCCUGUCCCUGCUCUCCCUCCCCUCUCUCUGCUCUCCCUCUCCUCUCCCUCUAUCUCCCCUCUCCCUCCCCCUCUCUCUGCUCUCCUCUCCCCUCCCUCUCCUCUCCCACAGCCCUCUCCUCUCCCUCCCCCUCUCACUCUCUUCUGCCUAUGUUUGGAGUCAGAAUGCUGCGUGUUCUCGGGAUAACCCUAAAUUGA